UGUGCUCCGUAGCAAAGUCGUGGUUCCUGUGUGAGAGGACAAGGCCUGCAGGACUGAUACUCUGAGGAUACGUGUUGUGUGUGUUUUUUUUUUCGCUAAACAGCCGCUAAUUUUAACCGUAGAAAAACUAUAAUGGCUUACCAACUUUACAGAAACACCACGCUGGGAAAUAGUCUGCAGGAAAGUCUGGACGAGCUUAUUCAGACUCAGCAGAUCACCCCUCAGUUGGCUCUCCAAGUCCUCCUCCAGUUUGAUAAAGCCAUCAACACCGCCCUGGCCAACAGGGUGCGCAACAGGGUCAACUUCCGGGGAUCACUGAACACAUACAGAUUUUGUGACAACGUUUGGACGUUUGUGCUGAAUGAUGUGGAAUUCAGAGAAGUUACUGACUUGGUUAAAGUGGACAAAGUAAAGAUUGUUGCCUGCGAUGGGAAGAAUACUGGUUCCAAUGCUACAGAGUGAAAGGCUGAGACAAGUGGUACAUGACUGAAAAACCAGGCUUGUCAGAAAGACCAACUGAUUGGACUGUAUAUAUUUAUAAUUUAUUGCAGUGAUUUCUGUAUAUAAGUCAAACAAAAUGAGAAGCAAAUGGAGGGAUUUGUUUAGACCCAUGAAAGCGUCAAAACUUUUUUAAAAAAGUUUCAAUGCCCAGUUACUUUCAGUUAGUCAUUUUUGAUCUCUUUAUUACAUUUUUAUUUAAAUAUACAUUUGGUAUUAUUUUAUGAUGCAUAAAUGCAAUAAAUGUACAUUGUAAAAUGUGUGUGGGUUACUUUUUUGGUUCAAUGUGAUGUCAGUUUUGUGCCCCUAGCUCUGUGAAGAUCUGUUGGUCAGUAGACAACUGUGGUGUCCUCUCUUUAGGAGUUAUGACCAAAUAGUGAUACUUACCUGAAUGUGGAACUGUCAUUUAACACAAGUUGUGUGCAAUUGUUUUGGAUAAUGUAGAAAUAUGGAUAGGAAGUAUGUGUAUGCAGUGGCUCCCCAACUUACAAACCUUUUGCCAUUACAAACUUUUUGAGAAGUAUUUAUAAUUUAUUUUUUUAAUAAGUAGAUUUAGAAAACCAGUUUAGCACCAAAGCUUCACUCAGGGCAGCCAUGUAAGAGCUAACUUAGGUUUAUCAGCAUUCUGCUCCAGGGUUUUUCUUUUUGCUUUGUACAAUGGACCAUAAAUACCCAGCCAGGGGACCCAGAAUGGGUAGGCACAGGAAUGAGGUAUCCAGAAAGGGAGAUUAUCUACCAGCC
This is a messenger RNA of Scleropages formosus (Asian bonytongue), 1239 nucleotides long. It is a transcript of the gene gtf2a2, whose product is annotated as general transcription factor IIA, 2. Gene Ontology annotation, cellular component: transcription factor TFIIA complex. Bases 133 to 462 code for a protein of 109 amino acids. The record is from RefSeq and is a predicted model, not a curated record. NCBI's taxonomy places the organism in Eukaryota, Metazoa, Chordata, Actinopteri, Osteoglossiformes, Osteoglossidae. The transcript is spliced from 4 exons. Gene Ontology annotation, biological process: transcription initiation at RNA polymerase II promoter.